GGCAUAGGACAUUUGAGCGAAAAAGAAAAAAGCACAUAGGGUCAUUUGAGCGCCGACUUCAUAGGACAUUUGAGCGCCGGGAUAUUAACCUUACCUGAGUUUUCAGACAGGACAUUUGAGCGAAAUUUUCCCUGAUAAUUUUACACGAAUUAAGAUUUUUUUUUAAAAGUAAGAAAAAAAAGUAAGAUUUAGUUAUAAAUAUUUUUUAUUUUAUUUCACACCCGAGUAAUUCGACCGGUUCUGGCUGGUUUAUGUAAGUGAAAUCCUAAGUUGAUCUCUAUUUACCAAUCAAUUCUACUAUAAUUCAUUGGCUAUGCAAAUUUUCUUUGUUCUAAAAUUCUUAUAUAUAUAUCUAUUAAGUGAAAUGUCCCUUGGCACUUGAAAUCUUAAUACUAAUAAUACAUGUACGUGUUAAAAUGGAUAUUAUUUUGACCGAGACUAAUAAGGGAAAAAGAAGCCUUGUUUGUGACAGUUUCCGAUAUAGAGUGGACAAAACACUAAAAGGAGAAGAAAUAUCCUGGAGAUGUACAGCAAAAGGUUGCAAAGCAAGACUGAGGACGGAUUGUACAGGAACCGUUAUAAUUCAACAGAAAAAUACUCAUAACCAUGAUACCAGUGAUCGUGACAAUGAACGUCACUUGCUGCGGGUACGAUCAAAAAGAAAAGCGGAUGAUGAUAUUGCUCAACGUCCUUCAAAAAUUAUCCGUACAGAGUUACAGAACAUGGAUGAAGCAAAUCUAAAGUCUGAAGACAUUGGCAGCGUUUCAAAGGCUAUAUAUAGAAAGAGGCGUAAAUCUCACCCUGCACUUCCUAAAUCUAGAGAGGAAACACACCAAUCAUUAAAGAAGAUUAAUAUUCAGUCAAAUAAAUUUGAAAAUUUUGUGCAGUUUAAUGAUGAACAAACUGGUAUAAUUAUUCUUACGUGUCCAACCAAUCUUGAAUGUUUAUGCAGUGUGCCGGAAAUUUUUAUGGAUGGUACUUACAAAUAUUGCCCAAAGUUCUUUAAACAGUUAUAUACUAUUCAUGGCUAUAACAAAGGAAAUUAUGUCCCUCUUGUAUUCUGCUUACUUCCUGGAAAGUCUGAAGAAAUUUACGUGAAUUGCUUUUCCUCAAUUGUCAAGCUAUGUUCCGAUCAAGGUCACACACUUCAACCGAAAGCAGUACACGUCGAUUUUGAAGAACGGGUAAUGAAAGUUAUGAAGGAUUUUUUCCCGUCUAUAGAGAUCAAAUGCUGUAGGUUUCACUUAGGCCAAGCCUGGUGGCGAAAAAUCCAGAAAGUUGGACUUAGUCAACAAUACAAAGAGCAUGAUUCAGACAUUAGUAAAUGGCUUAAAGGGAUUUUUGGGAUAGCCUUUUUAGCUCCAGACGAAGUAGCCGACUGUUUCGUAGAAGAUUUUAUGGCCGUUGUACCUAACGACAAGCCUUGUAUAGAAUUUGCAGAUUACCUGACUGAUACUUAUAUAACAGAUGAAUCGUUAUUUCCCCCUCAUCUCUGGGCCGAAGUUCCAUCCUCGUUAAAACGUACUAACAAUGGGCCCGAAUCAUUUCAUGCCCAUUAUAACGAGCAGUUCUAUCACAGUCAUCCAUCAAUUUAUACUUUCCUUGACACUAUUAUCAAAUUGCAAUCUGUGACUUACAUAAAAAUUCGGAGUUUGAACAUUGAUGCACCGCAGAGCCGAACAGAAAAGGAGAAGGAACAGAAUCUCCGGGAUUUGCAUUCGAAAUACUGCCAGCAGGAAAUUACGAGGGAUUUUUAUGUCAGAAGCCUGGGAUAUAAGUUCCAAGCCCGAACAGACUUUUUGUUGGUAAACUCCUCAUUUAAUGAACUAUAUUCGUAA
Messenger RNA from Mytilus trossulus (common blue mussel), 1838 nucleotides. RefSeq lists its product as uncharacterized. NCBI's taxonomy places the organism in Eukaryota, Metazoa, Mollusca, Bivalvia, Mytilida, Mytilidae. The transcript has 2 exons. The coding region runs from base 417 to 1838 and encodes 473 amino acids. The record is from RefSeq and is a predicted model, not a curated record.